AUGGCGGAGUUGGGAGAGGCAAAUAAAGCGAAGUUGCAGCGCCUGGUAGCGGCCGAAAAACAGAAGGCUCAGUUCAAGGCACAGGUGCGUCACUUCAUGGAACUAUGUUGGGACAAAAGUGUGGAUAAGCCUGGAAAUUUUCUAGACUCUCGCACUGAAAAUUGUCUCUCAAGCUGUGUGGACCACUUCAUUGACAUUACUUUUGUUAUUACUAGUUGUUUUGCCCAGAUUAUACAGAAAGGAAGGCAAUAG
This is a messenger RNA of Suncus etruscus (white-toothed pygmy shrew), 252 nucleotides long. RefSeq names its product mitochondrial import inner membrane translocase subunit Tim8 B-like. The record is from RefSeq and is a predicted model, not a curated record. Lineage: Eukaryota; Metazoa; Chordata; Mammalia; Eulipotyphla; Soricidae. The transcript has a single exon. The coding region runs from base 1 to 252 and encodes 83 amino acids.